This is a messenger RNA of Paramecium sonneborni, 1841 nucleotides long. NCBI's taxonomy places the organism in Eukaryota, Ciliophora, Oligohymenophorea, Peniculida, Parameciidae. The record is from the annotation of a GenBank genome assembly.
AUGGGAAAUUGUGUGACCAAUAGAACAAAAAUCACUACCAAUCUUGAUAAACCAUAAAAACAAUCUAUACAUCAAGCAUUCUUUAAAUAAACUUUAACAAAUCCUGAGUAUUAUUUGCUACCCAUUCUUUAGAUCGAGAAACCAAUUCUUGCUUUUUGAGGAAAAUUUCAUUGAAAUUUUUGAUGACAUUCCAUAUUUGGGACAAUAUACAUAUUGGUUUUUAUUGGGAUUACAAAAUAAUGAAUUAAAAGGCAUAGAAUAUCAAACAAUCUUAUAAUUUUCAGAAAUCUUUAUUUUAGGCAGUUCUUAAAAUGAAAUCCUCAGAUUACCAAAUAGAGUAUCUCUCAUUGUUGCAAUAAUUACACUUUUUGGCAAUUUAAAUAUACAAAAUUCAAUCAAAGAAUUUUCAUCUAUGUCAAUCACUUAUCUUUUAACAUCCAAAUGUUUAAAAGUCUUUCUUGCUAUGAUGAUUAGAAAAUAAAACAUAAAUGAAUUACCUAUAAAAUCAUUUGUUGAUUCAAUUUUUUCAAAAUUUGAUGUUAAUGUCCCAAUUUUAUAAUUUGUAAAAUUUGUUGAUAUGUUUAUGCCUUCAUUAGAAGAAAUCAUUGAAGACUAUUUUUAUGAUAAAUUUUUAGGUGAAUAGAAAUUGUUUUAUUCUCCAUAAUUGAGUAAUCCAUCCCAUAUUUUAAAUUAAGAAUGGCUUGCCCUAAUGUACUUAUGUUUUAUGCAUAAAGAUACUAUUAAAUUAGAAUUGCUUUAUUCUAAUUUAUUAAAUGAGAAUUGCUUUGAAUUAUUGACUAAUCUAUUAACAUAAGCUACUACAAGUCUAUUAUUCAUAAUUAAAUGUGAACAUGCAGGUAGAAAAUAUAUUUUUGGAGCUUAUACUAAUUUUGAAUGGAAAGAUGAUGCUUUACCUAAUGGAAGUAAAGAAGAUUGUAUUUUCUAAAUGUUUCCAUAAUUUCGAGUUUACAAAACAAAAAAUGAUAAAUUCACAAGAUCAUAAUAUAUAUAUUUAAAUUCAAAAAAUGAAGAAUUAGUUAAAGGAAUAGGAUUUGGAGGAGAAUUAGCUAAAGAUUUUAGAAUAUUCUUACAUUCAGAUCUUUAAAGUGUUUAGUGUAAAAGUCAUGACAAGACUUAUGAACCAGGGGAAUUAAUGCCGUUAAAAUAAGGAAAGAUUAAUUUAUUGGAGAUUUGGACAAUCUAAUAGAUUUAAGGUACAACUUAAUUCAAGGAUUUAAUCUAAUAAAAAAUGGAGGAUUAGAUUGAAUUAGAAGAAUUUGAAUUGCCUUAAAUUCAUUUAGAUGAAGAUAUUAUUUCUGAUAGAUCAAAUGAUCAUUCUUAAAUGAGUCAAUCUAUAAAUGAAUAAAAAUAAAGGGAUUCUUGUGAUUGUGGAGAGGGUUCUAGUUAAAAUGGAUUUGAAGAAGAAAUUAUAAUAAAGAAUGAUGGAUUUGUAGAAAUAAAGAAAAAUUAAUAGGAUUUUGAAGUUGUUGAAUUAAUUGACAGUGUAAAUAUAAAUGAUAUUUGAUUAGAAUAAUAAAACAAGUAUCAAAUUUGAAAAUCAAAUGAAUAACAAUGUUUAAUUUGAAGAAGUAGUUAUUAAAACAACAGAGAAUAUGGAAUCAUCUGCUGUAUAAGUAGUUUAUAAUGUACAAUCAGGGAAAUUUGGAGAUGUUGAAGAAGAUGAAAAGUAAAAGUAUAUAUUAAAUAAAAGUUGGAAUGGUGAUAAUUCAGAUUGGAAAGGUGACAUUAGUAAUUCAAAUAAAUAAAAGAAAAUGUUUGUAAGUUAAGACUUUAAUGCAAUAAAUGAAAAUCUUUAAGUAUCCACUAAUACAGAAUUAUGA